GAGUCGCAUGAGUUACACUUACUGCCAGCACUAGUACGCGAGCGAACGGGAACCCCGUGACGCGGCGUCCACGUCGGGCAUGUGGGCCCGCGACGGCGUCCACGUCGGCACCCUCUCUCCCUCCCUCCGUUUCAAAUUUUUCCUUCCGUUCUCCGGUUGGCCGCGCCCCGUGCGUAUAUAUAACAGGCUCCCUCCUCUCGCUGGCUCCGAGGAAUUCUUCUUGCGGAUGCGAUAGCCGGCGAACUGACCCGUCCCGGAGGCGAGAGUUUCUCUCCUCGACGCCGGAUUGGUCCCUUCCCGGAAUCGGGGAGAGUUUUUGUACCGGGGGUGUCAUUUCCGGGGAACGCGCCACAGGUGCUCGACGGAAUUCCGACAUGCCGAGCGGGGGCAGGCGGCUGCCUCCAUGGACGUCGCCGAGGGGCGUGGCAGAGGCGGUACCUCAGAGGUGGAGCCCCUCCCCGGCUGGCGCUGCUGGUUCCGGGAACCAUGUCAGUCCGCCCAUGAGCGCCGGCUGCUGCUCCUACCACGUCACCCUGCCGGUUAGCAGCGGCGGGUGCUCCCGGCCGCCGAGGGCGCCCAAGGCGGUCGAUUCCCCGUACUUGAGGGCGAAGCAGGCGCAGUUAAUUGAAAAGGAUCCAAACAAGGCAGUUCCAUUGUUCUGGGCAGCUAUUAACAGUGGUGAACGAAUUGAGAGUGCACUGAAGGAUAUGGCUACUGUACUGAAACAAGCAAAUCGGGCUGAAGAAGCCAUCGAAGCGAUAAGAUCCUUCCGUGACCGUUGUCCGAAUGAAGCUCAGGAGUCUCUUGACAAUAUUCUUCUUGACCUAUACAAGAAAUGCGGUAGGACAAAAGAACAGAUCGAAAUGCUGACAGUGAAGCUGAGAAUGGUUGAUGAAGAUCUAGCUUCUGGCCGGUGGAAAGCAAAGCUGUCUAAAUCUCAUGGAAGAGUAGUCUAUCUCUAUCUGAGGGAUGAAAAGGCAAGGUUGUUGGGUAACCUCGCCUGGGCCUAUAUGCAGUCAGAAAACUAUGAGGAGGCUGAAAUGCUCUACAGGCAAGCUCUUGCUAUGGAAGCUGAUUAUAACAAAGAGUGUAAUUUAGGCAUCUGCUUGAUGAAGAUGGGAAAGGUAGCUGAAGCUAAAUACCUUCUCCAACCUAUACCUUACAACUGCAAUGAUGAAAACCAUGUGAAAUCUUUUGCACGGGCUACUGAAAUGCUUAGGGAACUUGAGUCACAAGCACUCCCUUCUCCCGUAACUCAGAUGAAGUCUAAAGAUUCACAGAUUUUACUUGCUGCUGAUGUGGAGAGUCUUGAAUAUCCACAUCCACAAAUAUUCUCUAGUUCUUCAGCUCAACUGAAUUAUGAAGAACUGCAAGCUUCAGUUUUGGUGGAUACAGAGAAGAGUGAGGAUUGUAACUCACAAGCGCUUCCAUCUCCAAUAACUCAGUUGAUGCGUAAAGGACCACAAAUCAUGGUUGCUACUGAUGGAGAGAAGAAUGGACAAAAUCUGCAGGAGUACCAUGAUCUUUCAAGACUGUUCAAUGAUGCUGCCACACCACAGUCUCAACUCGAGAAACUACGAAAGCGGCUGGUAAGAAAGGACAGACCAAAUAUCAGCACACAGAAUCAUGUUCAAACUCCUAGCUCAGCUGAAUGCCUGCCAAACACUAAUGGCAUCAUCGAUGCUAGUGAGAAUCCUGUGCAAGAGGGGAAGUGUUUGGUUGAUGGUGAUAGAAAAAUGUGGUCUGACAUAGUGGAGGAGGAUGAACAGCAACUGGGGCGCGAUUGCAAGAACACUACGUCACAUGGUGGGAGCAGCAAGGAUGCAAGUGAGCAGAGGAAUAAAACAUCAUCAUCUUCUCAAGGAGGAAGCAGCAGCCUCAAAACCCCUGUUGCAAGUGUUCGGCUACAAAGUUCAUCUGCAGGUUCAUGGAGACGCAAUGACUCCAGAAUCUCGGCGGAUGAGAACGUGAACCGGAAUUUCGUCAGGACAGCUCCAGCAUGGAAGCAGCAGAAGGUUCAUGAUCACAGCAAUCAAGUCUGUCAAAUGCUCAACAGGAUGCAUCUCAACGAGAAAGCUCAAGGCACCAAGCAAACACCAUGGAGAAGCAGUACAGCUCAGCGUUCACUUUUCCACGGUCAUGUACCGUUCGGUGACAAUGGACACUCUCAGGGUGCCAAUCACACCGAGGCCGCUAGCCGCUGGCCUAAGAACGCGGGGAGCACAAGACCGUGGAGGCCGCAGAACCGUUUGCGGGUCUUCCAGGAAAUCACAAAUGAGAUGAAGCAAAAUGUUGCAUAGCUUCAUCUUUAUUCUUCACUCGCUGUACUAUUAGUAAGUACUCCAUAUUGUUGUUAUUACUAUCUCUGGUGGAGUAGUUGUUGUUUGCCACCAGAGAUGAGAAGAGCAUUAGCAUUGGAGUACCGACGGGCUCGAAGCAAUCAAUGCAAUAAUCAUGUAGAGUUAAGGAACUCCACUGAAUAUCGUCAAUGGUCCAUAUCAUUCUUAGGCCUUGUUUGUUUCAUAAGUCCAUGGACUUUUUUAAGUCCCAACUUAUAAGUCAUAA
Hordeum vulgare subsp. vulgare (domesticated barley) is the source of this 2565-nucleotide messenger RNA. RefSeq lists its product as uncharacterized. Lineage: Eukaryota; Viridiplantae; Streptophyta; Magnoliopsida; Poales; Poaceae. Gene Ontology annotation, molecular function: protein binding. The coding region runs from base 375 to 2300 and encodes 641 amino acids. The transcript is spliced from 5 exons. The record is from RefSeq and is a predicted model, not a curated record.